AUGAUACAGAGGAACAAGCAGCAAGCAACACAGCAGCAGCAAGAACACACAAACAGCCAAUAGGCACCACCACCAGCCUGCUCACCUGCAUGGCUAUUACUACUUGGUGUCAUCCACCACAGACGCUUCCUACGUCACCUCUAGCAUGGAACUUGAAGGACCCACGCACUGCCAGCAGCCAACAUGGUAUAAUAGCGUAGCAGCUACAUAUAUUUGUAUUACAACAG
Messenger RNA from Ectocarpus sp. CCAP 1310/34, 227 nucleotides. NCBI's taxonomy places the organism in Eukaryota, Phaeophyceae, Ectocarpales, Ectocarpaceae. The record is from the annotation of a GenBank genome assembly.